Molecule: messenger RNA, 1197 nt
Organism: Arxiozyma heterogenica
Lineage: Eukaryota; Fungi; Ascomycota; Saccharomycetes; Saccharomycetales; Saccharomycetaceae
Gene: ERG10
Product: acetyl-CoA C-acetyltransferase
Exons: 1
Coding region: 1-1197 (398 amino acids)
Biological process (GO): ergosterol biosynthetic process; fatty acid beta-oxidation
Cellular component (GO): mitochondrion
Molecular function (GO): acetyl-CoA C-acetyltransferase activity
Source: RefSeq, a predicted model, not a curated record
AUGGUUGAUCCAGUUUAUAUUGUUGCCGCUACUAGAACGCCAUUAGGCUCCUUCCAAGGUUCUUUAUCCUCUCUUUCUGCUACCGAAUUAGGCUCUAUUGCAUUAAAAGGUGCUUUAGAAAGAGUUCCACAGCUGGAUCCAAAAAAAGAUUUUGAUGAAAUUUAUUUUGGUAAUGUCAUGUCCGCCAAUUUGGGUCAAGCUCCUGCUAGACAAGUUGCUUUAAAUGCUGGUAUUGGUAAUCACAUUGUCGAUGCCACCAUUAACAAGGUUUGUGCUUCUGGUAUGAAGGCUGUUAUCUUAGGUGCUCAAUCUAUCCUGUGUGGUAAUGCUGAUGUUGUUAUUGCAGGUGGUUGUGAAUCCAUGUCUAACGUUCCAUACUAUGUGCCAGCUGCCAGAAGUGGUGCUAAAUUUGGCGACGCUAAGUUAGUCGAUGGUUUACAAAGAGAUGGUCUUUGUGAUGCCUAUGACAAUUUAGCGAUGGGUGUUCAUGGUGAAAAGUGUGCUAAAGAUUGGGAAAUUGACCGUGAACAACAAGAUAAAUUUGCCAUUGAAUCAUAUCAAAAAGCUCAAAAGUCUCAAGCUGAAGGUAAAUUUAAAGCAGAAAUUAUCCCAGUUACCAUUAAAGGUAGAUAUGGUAAAAAAGAUAUAAUAGUGGACCAAGAUGAAGAACCAGCUAGAUUGAACAUUGACAAGUUGAAGAAUGCUAGAACUGUCUUCCAAAAAGAAAAUGGUACUUUAACUGCGGCUAACUCUUCUCCAAUUAAUGAUGGUGCUGCUGUGUUAAUUCUUGUUUCUGCUAAAAAACUUCAUGAAUUGAAUUUGAAACCAUUAGGUGUCAUCAAGGGUUGGGGUGAAGCUGCCCAUGAUCCAAAGGAUUUCACUUGGGCUCCAUCCUUAGCUGUUCCAAAGGCUCUUGCACACAGUAACGUCACUUUGAAUGAUAUAGAUUACUUCGAAUUUAAUGAAGCCUUCUCUGUCGUUGGUAUUGCCAACCCAAAGAUCUUAGAAUUAAAUGAAUUACAUAAGGUUAACGUUUAUGGUGGUGCUGUGGCAUUAGGUCAUCCAUUAGGUUGUUCUGGUGCUAGAAUCAUAGUCACUUUAUUAUCUAUAUUGAAUCAAGAAAGGGGUAAGCUUGGUGUUGCUGCUAUCUGUAACGGUGGUGGUGGUGCUUCUUCCAUUGUUAUUGAAAGAGUGUAA